Molecule: messenger RNA, 1385 nt
Organism: Rhodamnia argentea
Lineage: Eukaryota; Viridiplantae; Streptophyta; Magnoliopsida; Myrtales; Myrtaceae
Product: mediator of RNA polymerase II transcription subunit 18
Exons: 6
Coding region: 359-1012 (217 amino acids)
Biological process (GO): regulation of transcription by RNA polymerase II; termination of RNA polymerase II transcription
Cellular component (GO): mediator complex; core mediator complex
Molecular function (GO): transcription coregulator activity
Source: RefSeq, a predicted model, not a curated record
GAACCGAAUUCGCAGUUGAUGCUUCAUACUAGCCGGAACCGACCGAUUCGGUUACCAGUUUCAAAGAACCGCAGGUCACAGAAUCGAGUCCGGUUCUAGGCUGGGAACCGCAUCCACUCGAGAACCAAUCAUCCCUACAGUGAUUAGGGUUACGUUGAAAUUUGAAAUCUCGUUAUUUCUGUACUUUGUGUUUUGAGUUGUGGGUGGCAUGACCUGUUUGAUAAAAUGGAUUGUGAUACUUGUAUCUUUAGUAUCCAAACUGGUCGGAAUUCAAGUUGUGCUCAAAAGGAGAAAAAAGUGAUUUUGUGUUUUUCUCCAAAUUCUGUUUCAGUGACUGGCGGAUCAGUAAAGCUUUUUGAUGGAGUGCGUGGUCCAAGGAAUUAUAGAGACACAGCAUGUUGAGGCCCUUGAGAUUCUUCUGCAAGGUCUUUGUGGUGUUCAAAAAGAACGCUUGAGGAUCCAUGAGCUAUGCCUGAAAAGUGGUCCAAAUCUAGGUGCAGUACCCUCAGAACUUCGAAUAUUAUGUGAUCUUGAGCAACCAGAACCUAGUUGGACUGUUCGGCAUGUUGGGGGAUCAAUGAGAGGUGCCGGUGCUGAACAAAUUUCAGUUCUUGUGAGACCCAUGGUAGAAAGCAAAGCAAGCAAGAAUGUGCUUCGUUUCUUUUAUGUUCUUGGCUAUAAAUUGGACCAUGAGCUGCUGAGAGUGGGAUUUGCCUUUCACUUCCAGAGGGGUGUUCAGAUUACUGUUACUGUGUCUUCAGUAAAUAAGAUGUUAAAACUACACGCGACUGAUGAGGCUUUGCCGGUGACACCUGGUAUGCAGCUGGUUGAAGUAACCGCUCCUGCAACAUCAGAGAAUUAUACUGAAGUUGUUGCAGCUGUGACUUCAUUUUGCGAACAUCUUGCUCCGCUCUUGCAUCUGUCAAAGCCAGGCAUCUCAACAGGGGUUGUUCCAACAGCAGCUGCUGCUGCUGCAUCUCUCAUGUCUGAUGGUGGUGGUACUACUUUAUAACAGGAUCAUGAAGAUGUAGUAGGUCAUCUAGUACUACAUGUUGCACCCAUUGCUUCUUUGUUGUCGAAAUAUAGGUCCUUCCCAUGGUAUAGUGGUAGUUAUUCUGUUUCUCACCUAACUGUGCAGUGAUGAACCAACCAAGAAGUGAUAUGGCACUCUACUCUUUUGGUUCUGGUAUCGUAUCCAACAUUCUCAGAGUAAGCUUCUCAUUAGGUCAUUCUAGCUUGGCUAGAUUCUCAAUGGUUUAAGCUGGCUGUGGCAGUCAACAUUCCCCAGUUCUCCUGUAAUUUGUUGAUUGCAAGUUUUUAGUGAUUGUUACAGACCCCUUGAGACAAUCAAUGGUUAACUUUAUUUAUUGGGGCCUAUUGUAUAU